Erpetoichthys calabaricus (reedfish) is the source of this 4771-nucleotide messenger RNA. Its product is annotated as nuclear factor 7, brain-like. Gene Ontology annotation, molecular function: zinc ion binding; protein binding. NCBI's taxonomy places the organism in Eukaryota, Metazoa, Chordata, Cladistia, Polypteriformes, Polypteridae. The coding region runs from base 156 to 1634 and encodes 492 amino acids. The record is from RefSeq and is a predicted model, not a curated record. The transcript has 6 exons.
CGACGUGAGAACGCGCGCAGCUGUUCAAGUUCCUCGGCCAAUGAGCAGCUUUGCUCCGCCCCGAUCAGCUCUUUUAGUCCGGCCCAUCUCCGAAGUGCUAAAGAAACCGAAAGUGAACUUUAGUUAUAAACCAAUAAAUCCAAAAGAGGAAAAAUAUGGCCUGUAGGCGUGACAGUGUCAGUAACUGCGGAGAAAGUCUAGACAGGGAGCUUAGCUGCAGCAUUUGCUUUGAGCUCUUCUGUGACCCCACCUGCUUGCCGUGCGAUCAUAACUACUGCUUGUCGUGCAUCCAGCAGCUAUCGGACAGUCCAACGGGAUGGAUUACUUGCCCGGAUUGUCGGCAGCAAUGUGAGCGAGAAAGGCUGCGGCCGAAUCGUCUGUUAGGUAGCAUUGUUUCUACUUACAAAGAGCUGAAGUUGCAAGAGGACGAGAGAAGCAAGGUCCUAGAUGGCGGCAGAGGGGAUCGAGUGUGCAGGAAGACGGCGUCAGUGUGCCUGCAGCACAAGGAGACGCUGAAACUCUUCUGUGAAGAUGACCAGACCGCAAUCUGUCUGAUAUGUGGCUUGUCUAGGGCUCAUAAGGACCACCAUUUAAAACCCAUUGAGGAGGCGGAGGAACAGUAUCAGAAGAAGAAAUCCCAAGAUAUUCAAAAGAUUGAGGGUGACCUGAUCAAACUGAACACUUCCUGGAGAGAACAGAAAAAUCAAAUUUCGGAGGUGAAGGUGCAGCUUCAUUUCUUGACAUAUGAGAUCAGGUCACAGUUUGACCAGAUGCACCAGUAUCUCUACAAAGAGGAAAAGGAAGCAAUUUCAGAGCUUAAAGAAGAAGGAAAGUGGGCCAUUAAAAGUUUGGAGACACAGCUACAACUGAUCACCCAAGAAAAGAACCUUUUGGAAGUGGAGCUGGAGUUUCUCAAAAAGGAAGACAAUGACUGGAUAACAGAUUUGCAGAAGUACAAAACUAGUAAAAGGUCAGUGGAAAAAGUGGAAAUGCCUGAAGCAAUGAGUUAUGACUUGGCCCAUGGGGUUCAUAGAGGUCCUAUACAGUACAGAACAUGGAAACGAAUGUUGAAUAUAGUGCAGAUUGGCCCUAAGAAACUCACCCUGGAUCCAGAGUCGGCACAUCCCUCCCUAGAGCUUACUUCUGACUACACAUCAGUUCAAGACUACUCAAAGGAUGUUACUUCUCCAGACAGACCAAAAUGUUUUUACCCUUGCCUAGACUUGCUUUCCUCUCAAGGAUUUAGUAGUGGAAAACAUUACUGGGAAGUGUUAGUUCCAAAAGAAAGAGGGUGGGCAUUAGGAGUUGCUGGAGAAUCGGUAAACAGAAAGGGUAACAUUCCUUUAACAGCCAAAAAUAAAUUUUGGGCCAUGUGGAUUGAAGAUGGAAAAUUCUGUACCUCAGAGGCACCAUUUGUUGUUGCUCCAGUUGGUAAUUUACCUGGGAUAAUCGGUGUCUAUCUGGACAAGAAUGCUGGACAAGUGUCAUUCUACAACGCAGAUGAUAUGUCUCAUAUUCACACAAUCCUUGAUGAAUUGCCAAGAAAGGUAUUUCCGUAUUUUAGUCUUGGAAUAGCUAAAACUGGUUUAUCCUUGAAAUCGGGUCGUUUGUCAUUACACCAUGUUCAGUUGUAAUUUCAUGCCUGUUAAUUUCUUGGAUUGCCGAUUUACAGAAUUUUUCACAUAAUUAAGAAUAAUUAAUUUACUUUAACUGUACUCACAAUACAGUAAAUGAGUGGGUGGACGUCACAAGAUCCAGAGGUCUGUUCAAGGAUUAACAUGUAAUAUGCUGUGCAGUUAUGAAGAAAGUUGAGUUUGUGAGUGAAAUAAUAACAUUCAGAAUGAAAAUCAAGACAUGAAGUCCUAAACACUAAGAAGCUUUGUGUUAUUCAUUAAACCGAUAAGGGAAAGUAAGUACUUGUUUGCUUUUCUGAAGUUUGGACUGUCUUGUCUUUUAUUCUUUGUUCUUCCAGCAGCAGCUCUAAGCUAAUUGGCAUUUAACUUUGAAAAUCAUAGGAAAAAAAACAAUGUUAAGUAUGUACUGAAACAUUUUUUUCUCCUCAAACUAAUAACUCCUCUCUUUUCCCCUCUUGGAGGGUAUACAUCCUUUUUUCUAAUGGCCUUAUGUAUUAUUACUACAUGUCAGUUGCACUGUAUCAGGUGAAUUUAGGAAAGGAACAGAGAUUUAGACUAGAAUUGCCAAUUACUCUAUUUGAUAGGAAAGCUAAUGCUUAAAAAUAUGAAAAUAGUUUUCUUCUUAGCCCUGUUACACUCCUUUUGGCUUUAAAGAGAGAGUGUUUUUGUGUUAGAAUGCCACACAAGCAUAAUCUCUCCAUCCAGCACCCAGUUUUGCUUGGGUGGAACUCUUCACCUUGUGACAAUAACAGUAUAGCUGGUUACAAAUUUAUGAAUGGCUGGAUUUUUUUUUAUUUUUGUUCUUGGGCUCCAAGAUGGUGUUGGUUGUUUGAUACAGUAUUUAUACUCAUUGACAUUAUUCACUGGCAUCAUAGCAGUUGUUUUUUUUUCUUACAAAAGAACAUGGAUUAGAUCUUCAGUUCUUUUGAUUCUGAUUUAAAAGCAUUGCUCCUUCAGUCUGUAAUGAACAAAUCUGGCUGUAAAGAGGCAAGAGUUAAUUAGGUUUUUAAAGAGUAGUGACAAAAGAAAUCCUAAAGAAAGAUUGAAAUCAUAAUAUGAGCAGUCAGGUGCCGGUGUAAAGCUAGUGGAAAAAAAUCUCUUCUAACUCUUGUGACUGCUGGGAUUUCUCCAUAUAAGUCCUGAUAGGUGCUUUAAGGUAUUUGUAAGGGCAGUGAAAUAUGGCCAAGCUCAAAACAUGGUAUGAUAAGAGAAUGAUGACCAGUUUUAGUGGAUUGUGCCCAAUUUGUAAAUAAUACAAUUGUAAUUGAGAACAGAAUUAUGUGUUUCUUUUUUUUCUGUUUGUAGCUCUGAUAAUCGCAGUGCAUUAGUUUUGCACAAAACUGGUAUGGUCAGGCAAGAGCAAUGCAUUAGAAAUUGAUUACAGUGGGCAUUCUUGCAGUGUUUUUGGCUUAUAUUGUAGUGAUAACGAAACAAAGUAUUUGCUUUAUGUCAAGCUACAUGAAUCAUUGUUGAAUCCAUUUUAAAAAAAACCUGCCAUUCAUUUUUUUUAUUUUUAAGGAAAAACUUUAUCAAAAAGAAGUCUAGUGACUUUCUUCCUUGUUGAUUCACAUGUGAAUGAGUAAAAGUGCACUAACAGGACUUGAGCUCUCUUGUCAAUCACAUGAAGAUGCAGGUUAUUCUUGGAGGCAAACGUGCACGACAUCUUCUUAUCCACUUAAUCCAAAUUAGAGUUCCAAGGAGAAGUUUUCACAUUUCACACACAUACAGUGGCUUUAAUUUGGUUUUGUUUACACUGAUCAUAAGAAAAAAAAAAUUUAAUGUCAAAAUGAAAAACAGAGUAGCCUACAAAGUAGCCUAAAUUAAUUACAAAUAUAAAACACACACAAAGAAUGAAGUCAGUAUUAAGUAGAUGCAUGUUUGACACCCAUUCCAACCUUGAGUCUUUGUGCACAGGUCUCUCUGUAUCAGCUUUGCAUUUCUGCCAUUUUCCCCGUUGUUCAUUAUAAGACUGCUUAAGCUCUGUCAGGCUUCGUAGGGAUCGUGACUGAACAGCCAUUGUGAAGUCCAGCCUCUUUUAUAAGCUAGCUGAUGUGGUUCAAGUAGAUGUAUAGACCCAAUUAAGAAUAAUUAUGUUGUAUAUAUUAUAAUGUAUGUUAUGACUCUGAGGCUAAGGAUCUGCGCUAGUAUCUGGAAGGUUGCCUGUUGAAAUCUCAUUACUGCCAUAGGGUAUCCUACUCCGUUGGGCCCUGAGCAAGGCCUUUAACCUGAAAAUUUCUCCAUGUGUGCUGUGCAAUGGCUGACUCUGCUCUCUGACCUCCAAAGGUCAGGUGAAAAUACAGUUUACCCUCGGGGAGUAAUAAAAAAAGUCAAAUCAGAUAUGUUGGUGUGAAUGUCAUCAGGUUUGGGAGCAAACUUUAGUCAUGCGUACCAUGAAUGAACACAACUCGUAACUUUCUAUAACUGUCAAAAAGGUGCAAUACCCAGGAAUCCUAUGUGAAAAAAUAAUUAACCCUCCUUCAAUAAAUAGCUGGUUAGGGCCUCAGCAGCACUAACUGCAAGUGGACAAUUUGUGUCAUUAUUCAUGAGUUUUUUUGAGUGUUGUGGAGGAAAGUUUGACUAUUCCUCCUUGGCAGAACAAGAUCGAACUCAUUGAAUAUUCUUUGUUUUGGAACAUUAAAUUCUCAAUUUAACUUCUUUUGACCCCAGCCAUUUACAAGUGGGCCUGCUUCUGUAUUUUGGAUGAUUUUCUUGCUAUGUUUUCAGUUCCAAUUCAUCUUGAGCUCACACAUGGAUGACCUGCCGUGCUUCAGAAGAAUGCUCUUAACAUAUUCGAAAGAAUGGUUCCUUUAAUGCUGGAAAGUCAUCCAGGCUCUGUUCCAUCAAAGCUUCUCUAAACCAUUAUCUUGUUUGACGAAUGAGGUGUUUUGGUUAUUCCCAGACAUAACUGAGCUCUUUCAGUUCAUCUAUUUGAUAAAUUGAUCCAUGAAAUUCAAACCACUUUAGAUAAGUAGAAUGCCCUGCUGUGGAGGUAACUGAAAUUAAUAAUCAGACAUUUUAAAGGAUAAGUUUGGUAUUUUUCAAGUCAAAGUUAUUUCUUCACAAGCAAGGUAAAUAUGCAUUUUGUCAAGCAAAAUUGUGUUUCAAAGUUAGGCGCUUUCUAUAAAUUUAACAAAUAU